Nycticebus coucang (slow loris) is the source of this 6076-nucleotide messenger RNA. It is a transcript of the gene KANK3, whose product is annotated as KN motif and ankyrin repeat domains 3. Gene Ontology annotation, cellular component: cytoplasm; cytoskeleton. NCBI's taxonomy places the organism in Eukaryota, Metazoa, Chordata, Mammalia, Primates, Lorisidae. Gene Ontology annotation, molecular function: protein binding. Bases 3385 to 5814 code for a protein of 809 amino acids. The transcript is spliced from 14 exons. The record is from RefSeq and is a predicted model, not a curated record. Gene Ontology annotation, biological process: negative regulation of actin filament polymerization.
CUUGGGGAGGGAUCCGGGUGCGCACAGAGACCCUACGCGGCGGUGCGCUUCCAGCCCGUCCGCGGACUCAGCGCUCUGCGACGGGGCAGGCGCCGUGUUCCCUGGCGGGGACCUAUCUGCACUGGGAGCCCCAGCUUCCUUGGGGUUCUGCCCCAAUACUUAUGGUUGCCACAACCUCGGGCCUUCUGGAAGGCGCCCCUCCCCAGGACCGAGAUCCGCCGAGGCCUGCCAGGUCCCCCACCCCUCCGGUUUCAUGAUCAUAGCUCAGCGUCCCGAAAUAGUCCCUGGGGCGGGAGAGGGGGCGUAUGGCGUCGGCUCUGACGGCGUAAUGAGGGGGUCUCAGGCAGAGGAUCCGGAUCUAGCCGUGACAGCCAGGGUUUGGAGCUGAGGACCUGGGAGGGCAGGAGCAGAGGAGAGGGGCCCCCACUUCAGGGAGUCUGCAGCCCCUGCAGGCAGAGGUGUGAGCCCGUCCUUCCACACCCCCCAGUCCCAAUCAGGGGCAUCGGUGGAGAGACUGACAGGGCGCAGCCUGGGAGGGCCGAACCUCUUCAGGCUCCCUGGCAAGGGGAAGGGGCUGCUUUUAGAAUCUAUUCAAGUUUAGGGGCCAAUUUAGGGACUCUGGGCAAGCUAUGUGGGUUCAAAUCCUGCCUCUGUCCAUGUGUGACAGGACAUUUAAUCGCAGCUCAGUUUCUCCAUUUGUACAAUGGAAGAAGGACAAUGAUAAUAGAAAGGCCAAUCUCAGAGGGUGUAGCUAGGAUUUAAAAAAAAAAAAUCUCUAUACCCAUAAAUUGCUAGAAUAGAGGCUGGCUCAUAGUAAAUGCCAAAAGUGUUGUUAGCAUUAUUUGCCAUUCUGGGGGCAUCCACCUGUUUUUCAGCCCUGCCUCUGGGUCUGGCUGCUCCAGCUGGUUUAGGUCUUAGAACAACCCACUGAUGUUUUCUGAGAUCCCUUGGCUCAGAUUUAGGUGUGAUCAGGUCACUGGAGGAGGGAGCUGACCUCACUGAGUCACACAGCCAGCCGUGAGAAAGGCAGGUGCAGACCCCUGAGCCUUGAUCCCAGGUUUUUCCACAACCCAGUUCUUCCCUCACAAUUUCCGGAAAACAAGCCAUGAGAUGCACUGGCUGUCCUCCGGGAUGACCUGCUGCCCUGCUGGCCCACCCCUUGCAGCUGCUGUGAGGGGAUGGGAAACAGCUGCUUGGGGACUGGAAAGGGCUCCCCCAUCUGACCUUGGAGUGGGAAGGGAGGUGUUAGGGACCCAGGGUAAACAGAGGUGGGCUGUGGAAGCGUUCCCCCCAUCCGUGGGGCAGGGUGGUCAGACAGGCUGAAGGGUGCUCACUGCUUGGUAAUGUCAGGCACAUAGGCGGUCACUUGGAAUGUGAAAGUCAGCUGGGAGGGUCACCAGGGGCUUAGUGCAGAUGGCAGUGGGCCAGAGAAAGUGUGAAUCCGGCCUGGCAGGGCUAGACAGGCAAGAGGGUAGUGAGAAGUUGUGGCUGGGCUCUGCUAGCAAGGAGUCGCCAGGAGCUGGACUGAGCCCAAUUCAAGGGCAUUUAUUUCCCAUAGAUGAGAUUAAAUUAAUUGCUAUGUGCCUCAGUUUCUCCAUCUGUAGAAUGGGAAUGAUAAUAUCUACCUUGUAGGAUUGUAGAAGAGCCUCUCUACAUUUACUCUGGCAGGGCAUAAAGUGGGCACUCAAUACAAGCUCCCUUCUGCUCCCUGCAGGUUUUCCCAUGUGGGCUUUCCAAAGUCCCAUCUUGCCCACUCUGUGCUUUUUGUUUGUUUUUUGUAGAGAUAGAGUCUCACUUUACCGCCUUCAGUAGAGUGCCAUGACAUCACAGGACUCACAGCAACCUCCAGCUCUUGGGCUUCCGCGAUUCUCCUGCCUCAGCCUCCCGAGCAGCUGGGACUACAGGCGCCUGCCACAACGCCCAGCUAUUUUUUGGUUGCAUUUCAGCCGGGGCUGGGUUUGAACCCACCACCCUUGGUAUAUGGGGCCGGCACCCUACUCACUGAGCCACAGGAACCACCCACACUCUGUGCUUUUUGAAUCAAAGUUCUGGACUUAAUAUUUGUCCCUGUUAAAUGUCAUAUUAUUAAAUGUAGCCCAAUAUUCCUUAUUUUCUUAGAGCUUCCAUCAUGUCUCCUGAAUAGUCUCUUUUAAAGCCAACCCCAUGAAUAGGCACAGCUCUGACAACCUGGGUGCUUGUGGUUCCAUUACGAGCUCUUACAAGCCAAAGACAAAGCCCUGUGGCUCUACAAAGGAGACAUUCCCAGGAGACAAGUGUGCACUGAUCUGCAUCCUCAGUGCAUCCAGCCCACAAUUUCCCAUCAUUCCUACAAGGGUCUCCCAAGUUUCUUUGAUAAAAAUUCUGCUGCACACAGGCUUGGCGCCCGUAGCUCAGUAGUUAGGGUGCCGGCCACAUACGCUGGGGCUGGCAGGUUUGAACACAGCCUGGGCCUGCUAGAACAACAAUGACAACUACAACAACAAAAAUAGCUGGGCGUUGUGGCAGGCGCCUGUAGUCCUAGCUACAUGAGAGGCUGAGACAAGAGAAUUGCUUAAGCCCAAGAGUUUGAGGUUGCUGUGAGCUGUGACGCCACGACACUCUAACGAGGGCAACAUAGUGAGACUCUGUCUCAAAAAAAAAAAAAAAGAAUUCAGAUGCACAAUUACAUCGUUUGCAUUUUUCUAAGGGAAAAAAAAUUUUCAAAUAUCUUGUUCAAUUAUACAUGUAUCUAUAUGUACACAGAGUGCCAAAAAAAUUAUAUGCAUUUUGGGCAGCGCCUGUGGCUCAAAGGAGUAGGGCACCGGCCUGGUACCGGCCAAAAAAAAAAAAAAAAUUAUAUGCAUUUUAAGAAAGGAAAAAACUGUAUUAAAUUGCAAUAUUCAAUAUGUACCAAUAACAUUCAUUAUCUCCUAUAUGGUAUCUUGUAUCUCUUGUAAUUGCAGAAGUCAAACACGGCUUGAGUAUUACAAUUUUAAUAGUUUUCUUUCUUAAAAUGUGUAUACACUUUUUUACACCCUCUGUGUAUAAAUGCUGAAUCUGUCCAGAAGAGUUUUUAAUGAGCCCAUGAAGGGUUGGAGAUAGAGCCUCACUAUGUCGCCCUCCGUAGAGUGCUGUGGUGACACAGCUCACAGCAACCUCAAACUCUUGGGCAUAAGCGAUUCUCUUGCCUCAGCUUCCCAAGUAGCUGAGACUACAGGCACCCACCACAACGACCAGAUGGGGGUCUCACUCUUGCUCAGGUUGGUUUCAAACUCCUGACCUCAAGUGACCUUGGCUUCCUGGAGUGCUGGGAUUACAGAUUAAGUCAAAGUUACAAGUGUGCCCUUCACCCAGAUAGUGUGCUCUGCACUCAGCAGGGUCUGUCUAGGAGCUACUGGAGAAAACAUGGCCAAGUUUGCCCUGAAUCAGAACCUGCCCGACAUGGGUGGCACUCGUCUGUGCUCGGGCCCAACCGAGGGCGUUCACAGUCCGAGCUCUCCCUACUCGGUGGAGACGCCCUACGGCUUCCACCUAGACCUGGACUUCCUCAAGUAUGUGGAGGAGCUAGAGCGCGGCCCCACAGCCCGCGGAGCCCCGGGAGCCCCACCCUCGCGCCGUCCACGCGCACCGCGGCCCGGCCUCGCGGGCGUGCGCAGCCUUGGAGCCUGGACGUCCAGCGAGUCCCUGGCGAGUGACGAUGGCGGAGCGUCGGGCGCGCUUUCCCCGGGAGCACCUCCGGGGCUCCUGCUGCCACCCGUGUCGCCGCGCGCGCCGGUGCUCAACCCGUGCGUCGAGCACACGCUGAUGGAGACCAGCAGGCGGCUGGAGCUAGCACAGGCGCACGAGAGCGUGCGCGGUCCGGCCUGCACGGUCCCGCUCAGCCCGCGGGGGUCGGGCCGCAGCAGUCCUUCCCCCAACCCGGCCCCGGCCUCGCCAGGGCCCGCGCAGCUCCAGCUGGUGCGCGAGCAGAUGGCCGCAGCACUGCGGCGGCUGCGAGAGGUGGAAGACCAGGCGCGUGCGCUGCCCGAGCUGCAGGAGCAGGUUCGCGUGCUGCGCGCAGAGAAGGCGCGGCUGUUGGCCCGACGCGCGCAGCCAGAGUCCGAUAGGGAGGCCGACGCGCGUCGGGACAAGCUCUCACAGCUGCGGCGGCUCACUGAGCGCCUGGCCACCUCCGAGCGCGGCGUCCGUGCCAGGGCCUGUCCCCGGGAGGAUGAUCUCUACGAGUUGGCUGCCAGGCUCAGCGAGAGCGCGCUCCUCGUCCUCGACGGCGCGGCCGGGACGCCCGACGGGAAGCCCCAGACCCGGGAGGUGGGCGCUGAGAUCAUGCCCGAGACCCGAGACGAGGGUGCCCAAGUGGUUCCGGAGACCCGGGAGGUGGGCGUGGACGCAGCCCGCGAGACCGUUGAGGCGGACGCGUGGGUGACCCAGGCGCUGCUGGGGCUGCCCGCGCCUGCCGAGCGCGAGCUGGAGCUGCUGCGCGCCAGCGUGGAGCACCAGCGCGGGGUGAGCGAGCUCCUGCGUGGUCGGCUGCGAGAACUGGAGGAAGCACGCGAGGCGGCGGAGGAGGCGGCGGCCCAGUCCCAGCCGCGCGAGGUCGCCAUCCAGACCCUGUGGAGAUGUACGGAGAAGGCCACGCAAACCGAGUCCCCGGCGGAGGCCCCGCCCUUGACUCAGGGGAACCCGCCGGGAUCCAGGGAUGCAGACAAGGCCGUGGCCCCUGCUGCCGUCCUCAAAUCCAUCAUGAAGAGAGACGGUACACCCGGUGCCCAACCCAGCCCAGGACUCAAAAGCCUGCAGUUUGUUGGGGUCCUCAACGGAGAGUACGAGAGCUCGUCUAGCGAGGACGUCAGCGACUGCGACAGCGAGGAUGGUGGCGCCGAGCCCCCUAGGAGCUCCUCGGGUUCUGGGGACGACAGCGACGGGGGAUCAGACUCCGGCCUUCCUACCAGUGGGGAUCUCCAGGACCCUGAGCCCGAGGCAGAGUCUCUGCCGGUGGCACAGGGGAGGUGUGAGCUGAGCCCGCGGCUGAGGGAGGCGUGCGCAGCGCUGCAGCGGCAGCUAAGCCGACCUCGCGGAGGAGCGUGCAACAGCGGCGUUGCUCACCUGGUGGCCCAGGAGUGGUUUCGAGUGGCCAGCCAGCGGCGCUCUCUGGCAGAGCCUGUGGCCAAGGUGCUGGAAGGAGUGGCGAGCCUGGGACCAGAGCUGCUGGCCCACGUGGUGAACCUGGUGGAUGGCAACGGGAACACGGCGCUGCAUUACAGCGUUUCUCAUGGGAACCUGGCCAUCUCGAGGCUGCUGCUGGAUACGGGGGUCUGUGACGUUGAUUGCCAGAAUAGAGCUGGCUACUCAGCCCUCAUGCUGGCUGCGCUCACUAAUGUGGGGCAGGAAAAGGAGGACAUGGCUGUGGUACAGAGACUCUUCCGCAUAGGUGAUGUCAAUGCCAAGGCCAGCCAGACAGGGCAGACGGCCCUCAUGCUGGCCAUUAGCCAUGGCCGUCAGGACAUGGUGGCAGCUCUGCUGGCAUGUGGGGCUGAUGUGAACACACAGGAUGCAGAUGGGGCCACAGCACUGAUGUGUGCUAGCGAGUACGGGUGCCUGGAUACUGUGCAGCUGCUGCUGGCCCAGCCAGGUUGUGACCCCACCAUUCUGGACAAUGAGGGCACCAGUGCCCUGGCCAUUGCCCUGGAGGCCAAGCAGGAUGAGGUGGCUGCUCUGCUGCAUGCUCACCUGAGCUUGAACCAGCCUGAGUCCCAGAGCCAGUCAUCCUCUGAGUUCCCCACAGUCACACCUGGUGAAGGAUGCAGUGACACUGCUGGGGACCACCAGCCUCAGUGAGCUGCUGGGCUCAGUGGACCUGGAUGAGAGAUCUUUCUUCCCCCAAAUGAACUUCUGGGACACAGAAGAAGCCAGGAUCCUCUGUGGAGGUGAUAACCCAGGUCAAAAGCAAGGAUGUUUUAGCUUCGAUGGUUGUGUCCAGGGAGGGGCUCACACUAGACCCAUGAAGUGAGGUGGGUGCUGAGUGAUACAGCCCUAGUUCACCCACUUCCCAAAACUUCUUUCCCAAUAAACAAUCCCUACUAAGCUUGUGUCCUGUCUA